UAGCAACUAGUCGAAAUGCCGUCCUUCUGGACGCAAAUUUCGGGACCACGGCUUUAUGGAAUUUUUGGACAACCCAAUCGACAGGAACCAACACUGGAAAAUCUCGGAAACACCGUCAUAUCGUUUUCUGCAGGAAUUUACUACAUUGCCAGUUCAUUAGCUUUUGGCCCCGUAAUAUUAUGUUACUUGUACAGUCGAGACUGGCUCACACCAGCUGGAAUGCUGACAAUUCUGAAAUAUGCCGGAUAUUUAACACUAAUCGGUUAUGGAGCAAGAACAUUCGGUCGGCUCUUUGACGAAACAAACUCGAGAUUUUUAGAUAUUUGGGAAAACGAAAAAAACAAGAAGGAUGACAACAGUCAUGCAGCACUAAAGAAGUACGACUUUGAACUUCUAGACGUGAUUCCCGAUUUUGUAGCUCGCCCCAAUUCGGAUUUAUGGCAUUUAAAACCAGAAGUCGCUGAAGCCGGCGUUGUUACUCGCGGUCUGGCGAGUUGGGCGAUUCACGCAUUUGGAAGACAUUUGAUUUAUCCCGGAUCAAUGGCACUUUUGAAAUACAUGAUGAGACCAAAUUUGAAUGCUGCACGAAAGCUUCUGGUUCAAAAUAAGAAUGGGCAGCGUUUGUGGAUCAAAUCGUCAGAAGGAGACACUCUCGAUGCGAUGUUUUUGAGAGGCACUAAUCAAUCACAGGAUCUUAUAAUAUGUUUUGAAGGAAAUGCCGGAUUUUAUGAAAUUGGAGUAAUGAACUCUCCUGCUCAAUUGGGAUAUACGACUCUCGGCUUCAAUCUUCCGGGCUUUGGAGAAAGUACGGGACUUCCAUACGCAGUAAACACUUUAGCAGCUGCAGACGCAGUAAUGCAGUACGCUAUUCAAGUUCUUGGAUAUCGCCAGGAGAAUAUUGUUCUUUUUGGGUGGUCGAUUGGCGGGUUCCCAGUUGCUUGGCUCGCGUCCAACUAUCCAAAUGUAAAAGCAGUUGUAUUGGAUGCCACAUUCGACGACUUACUGCCACUUGCGCUGUUCAGAAUGCCGACGUUCUUCUCUACCAUUGUGGAGCAUGCGAUCAGAAACCAUAUGAAUCUUCAAAUCGAUAAAUUGCUCGCUCGUUACAAGGGACCAAUCCGUCUGAUUCGACGCCUCCAAGAAGAGAUUCUGACCACUGCAGUUGAUGAUCAACCCGAGAAUGUUCGACGAGCAACAAAUCGAAUCAAUUGGCUACUCAAAUCGAUCAUCAAAGACAGACAUCCCGAGUUGAUUCAAAAUUUGGAACCACAAGUAGAUCGUUGGCUCGACAUGACUCCAACCGAACGGCUCAUGCAUUCGGGAGUCAGCUUGCGCGAAGAAUCAACACAAAGAAAACGUCUUUUUGAUGCAUGUAAUCACUAUUUGAUUGAUUUCGACGCAAAUCACGUUACUCCUCUCGAUCCACAAUACUUCAACAUUCCGCAUGGCCGUGAUACCUUCUAGGCAACCAUCUCAAUUAUCAACUCAAUUGUUCACCUUUCUCUUUGUCCCAACUCCCCAAUCGCUUGUACAUUUAAAUAAUAAUUGUAUUUAGAAUAGUCGAUAAUAUUGGGUGCAAUAUUUCUUUAUUUAUCGAAUGUCAAAAGAAAGCUAGUAUUUAUUUGUAUUUAUUUCAUUGUUUUUUAAAUAGUCAAGCAAUGAGUCAUGCGCU
Caenorhabditis elegans is the source of this 1672-nucleotide messenger RNA. RefSeq names its product alpha/beta hydrolase (gene F37A4.1). The record is from RefSeq and is marked reviewed. Lineage: Eukaryota; Metazoa; Nematoda; Chromadorea; Rhabditida; Rhabditidae. The transcript is spliced from 9 exons. The coding region runs from base 16 to 1464 and encodes 482 amino acids.